AUGGAUACCGGAGGCAACUCCCUUCCAUCAGGUUCAGAUGGUGUGAAGCGAAAGAUUUCGUAUUUCUACGAUCCUGAAGUUGGUAACUAUUAUUACGGACAGGGUCAUCCCAUGAAACCGCAUCGUAUUCGAAUGACUCAUGCUCUUUUAGCCCAUUACGGUUUGCUUCAACAUAUGCAGGUCAUCAAACCCACCGCCGCUAAAGACAGGGAUCUCUGCAAGUUCCAUGCCGACGACUACGUGGCUUUCUUGAGGGGUAUCACCCCUGAAACACAGCAGGAUCAGCUCAGACAGUUGAAGAGGUUUAAUGUUGGCGAAGACUGUCCCGUCUUUGAUGGUCUUUACUCUUUUUGUCAGACUUAUGCCGGUGGUUCUGUUGGUGGGGCUGUCAAGUUGAAUCAAGGUGUUUCUGAUAUUGCUAUUAAUUGGGCCGGUGGCCUACAUCAUGCUAAAAAAUGCGAGGCCUCUGGCUUUUGCUAUGUCAAUGACAUUGUGCUCGCUAUUUUGGAACUUCUCAAGAUACACGAGCGUGUUCUAUAUGUGGACAUUGAUAUCCACCACGGGGAUGGUGUCGAGGAGGCCUUUUACGCCACCGAUAGGGUCAUGACUGUUUCAUUUCAUAAGUUUGGGGAUUACUUUCCUGGAACCGGAGAUGUCCGUGAUAUUGGAUAUGGUACUGGCAAAUAUUAUUCACUCAAUGUUCCCUUGGAUGAUGGAAUUGAUGAUGAGACCUACCAUUCACUGUUUAAGCCCAUCAUGGGAAAGGUGAUGGAGAUUUUUAGACCAGGUGCUGUUGUAUUGCAAUGUGGUGCUGACUCUUUAUCUGGAGACAGGUUAGGUUGUUUCAAUCUUUCAAUCAAAGGCCAUGCAGAGUGUGUCAAAUAUAUGAGAUCCUUUAAUGUUCCUCUUCUCUUGCUCGGUGGAGGUGGCUAUACUAUAAGAAAUGUCGCACGAUGUUGGUGUUAUGAGACAGGUGUUGCUCUCGGGAUUGAACUAGAUGAUAAGAUGCCCCAACAUGAGUAUUAUGAAUAUUUUGGUCCUGACUAUGCUUUGCACGUUGCUCCCAGUAACAUGGAAAACAAGAACUCCCGACCUUUAUUGGAUGAUAUAAGAUCAAAACUUCUUGAGAAUUUAUCUAGGCUUCAACAUGCGCCAAGUGUCCCAUUCCAGGAGCGACCACCAAAUACUGAACUCCAAGAGAGAGAUGAAGAUGACGAUGAUAGAGAUGAAAGAUGGGAUCCUGAUUUUGAGAUGGAUGUUGAUAGCAAUUCUCUUACAGGAAGGGUGAAAAGUGAAUACGCUGAAGCUGAGCAUAAAGAUGCGGAAAGCUAUCAUAAUCAUCUAGACAGUAGAAGAGACACCGUAAUGGCUUUCAAGGAUAUUGCAUGCUCCAAGGUGACAGUGUCUCGUGUAGAUUCAAUGGCAGUGGAUGAACCAUUCAUCAAAGAAGAGCAAGAUAAAUUAGCUGAGGUUUCUGAUCAAAAGCCAAGAUGA
Lathyrus sativus (Indian pea) is the source of this 1494-nucleotide messenger RNA. NCBI's taxonomy places the organism in Eukaryota, Viridiplantae, Streptophyta, Magnoliopsida, Fabales, Fabaceae. The record is from the annotation of a GenBank genome assembly.